This is a messenger RNA of Dacryopinax primogenitus, 819 nucleotides long. RefSeq names its product kinase-like protein. The transcript is spliced from 5 exons. Gene Ontology annotation, biological process: spliceosomal complex assembly; regulation of mRNA processing; protein phosphorylation. The record is from RefSeq and is a predicted model, not a curated record. Gene Ontology annotation, molecular function: protein kinase activity; ATP binding. Lineage: Eukaryota; Fungi; Basidiomycota; Dacrymycetes; Dacrymycetales; Dacrymycetaceae. The coding region runs from base 1 to 819 and encodes 272 amino acids.
AUGGUUUGGCUCGCAUAUGAUAACAAAGAUGCAAGACAUGUAGCACUCAAGAUCUUCGCUGCCCGGACACAUGUGAAGGAAUACGAGAGACUCAUAGAUUUAUACGCAAUGUUCAACGAGAAGAACACCCAAGGGCAAGCUGAUCAUAUUGCGAGGCUUUUACAUCACUUUGAGCACUCCGUCGGACCGAGCGGCACUCAUUUCUGUGUUGUGUCUGAGGUACUUGGACCAGAUCUCUACAGCCUACUCAGGUCACGAAAGUGGCAAAACCUUCCGGAAGAAUCAAUUAAAACAGUCGCUCGGCAAUUACUUCAAACUCUUGAUUUUCUGCACACAGACUGUCGCGUAGUCCAUGCUAAUCUCAAGGCAACAAACAUCCUUCUUUCCAUCAAAGCAAUUGAUGAGGAUAUUGAAUCUGAGCUUGCGCAGAACCCGACGGAAUUAUACUAUCUCCCUGAAUCGGAAUCCCAUUCCUCCAUCACGGAUGCACACCUUCCACGAUACAUUGUCCGAAGCCACCGGCCUUCUUUUGGUACUCACUCUGUGGACAUUGAAGCUCUUCAAAUCAAACUCAUAGAUUUCACAUGCACCCAGAAGCUGGACACGACGUCCCAGGUACCGACAAUAGAGCCCACGGGCCUCUGGGCACCUGAGGUUAUUGUUGGGUAUCGCUGGACUGAGGCCGCAGAGAUCUGGACCGCUGCGCUGGUCAUCUACACUGCCUGGAUGGGAACAGAGGUUAUCGACGCGUCUGCGGGGGCAAAAAGAAGCCCUCGCUUCAGCGGCGAGCUUGGUGCAAAUGAUUAUCCUCCUGGGUGA